UGUAAUAAGGAUCAAAAGUAUUUCGCCAUGUUCUCGGGGACUAUGCGUGUUAAGAUUUGCGAGGCCUGUGGUCUUAGGCCUACGGAUUUCCAAAAGAGACAUAAUAUGACUUUUGGAAAACCCGAUGAACAGCCCAUCGACCCGUACGUUUCAUUAGAUGUGGAUGAAAAUCAUUUAGAUCGUUCAACAACAAAGCCAAAAACUUUUGAUCCUGUUUGGAAUGAAUAUUUUGUGCAUGAAGUUCAUGGUGCUACAUGUUUGGGUCUUACAGUAUUUCAUGAUGCAUCUAUACCCCCCGAUGAUUUUGUUGCCAAUUGUACAAUUCCUUUUGAAGAC
Molecule: messenger RNA, 336 nt
Organism: Ctenocephalides felis (cat flea)
Lineage: Eukaryota; Metazoa; Arthropoda; Insecta; Siphonaptera; Pulicidae
Product: protein kinase C-like
Exons: 2
Source: RefSeq, a predicted model, not a curated record